AUGGCUCAAAUGCCCAAGUUGCAAGAUAGCCCUGAUGAUAAUACAGUGUCUUAUGGGCUAUGGCCAUACUUGCCGGAUCCAGUUUUAUUGGAAAUUUUUGAACACCUGAGUUUCCGAGACUUGGGGAGAGUUGCUCAAACUUGUCAAGCAUGGAGGAAUGCUGCAGGUGAUGAAGCUGUUUGGAGGAAACGGCUGCAACGUGAUUUCCAUGUCUCCAAGCGAGUCUCUCUCCCACCAGGGGCAAGGUCAUGGAAAAAAGAGUACAAGAGAUUAUUCUACAAUGUACCAAUUGUGGAAACUGAGAUGCUGUCAGAACAUUGCCAUCAAGUACUCCAUGUGAGCUUUUCACAUGAUGGGAAACUCUUCGCAACAUGUUCAAAAGAUGGAUCCGUUUUGGUUUGGGGAGCUUCAUAUCCAUCUCGCAUCAGAUAUCACAAGGACAUGAGGCAGUAUGGCUGGAAGUACACUCAAUUUUCUCAGUUCAAUGAGAAUGACACUUUGUUGCUUGUUUCGGGUGUUCAGAGCUCUGAAAACACCACAGGCGAGAUAGCAAUAUUCUCUCUUGAAGGGAGCCUUCAAUUGCAGUGUCGUGUGGAGAACCGUCCUUAUGAUGUUUUUGGUACUUGGUACAGUGAAGAGUUCUUCAUUUCUGGCGAUCUGAAAGCAUUGGCUCAAUUGGUGACAGCCUCAAUUUUAUGGCUGACCAAAGCAUCUCAGGAAAUUGAUUCUGAACACAAGGCAGUCAUGAAUCGCCUCUUCCAUUUCCGCAAUAAGAAUGGAUCUACCAUCCGGACUGUUAUGAUUGCAAAAUGUCUUGGAAGUGAAAAAGAUAUCCAGAAGUCAUAUGGAGAUGGCACCUCUGGGAAUUCACAGAAACAUUUGCCCAGCACUCAGAAAAAAUCUUCUGAAGUGUUAUUCUUGUUGGAAAAUUCCUCACAAGCAACUGCUCUGAGAGGUAAAGCUCCAGAAGCAUCAGCACAAUCACAAGAGGAGGAUGUAGGUGUUGCAGAUGCUGCAUCCAUCAACUACACUCAAGAAUAUAGGAAUGCUCAAAUAUUGAGCAUCCUUAGGUCUCAGGGAGUGCAUUGGAUCAACACUAGUGAGCCUGAUCCGAACUUCAAGGCCUUGGACCCUAGAGAAAAGUAUCUCAUUUAUACAACUGGAUCAAAGACAUACACUCCUCAUCAAAUUGGUUUGAAGCGGAUCAAGCCAUUUGCUUUUGUGGACCGCUUUGAUGUUGGAGAAACCUUACGAGAGAGGGUUGCUGAAAAGAAAGAAAGAGAACGACUGCAAGCAGCUGCAGAAGCUGAGGCUGAUCCACCUUUGCCAAGCUGGCUGGAUUCUUGUCCUUACCUGUUCCAUGAGCCAGAUCACAUGAUAGAUUUUCAUGGUCAUAUAAUUGGGAUGGCUCUCUCACCAGAUCACAGGUAUUUGUACGUGAAUGUCCGUCCAUGGCCAGAGGGCUAUACAAUCACCAACCCUCCGGAUCCUCCUCCAAUUGCCCAAGAAAUAGACUUGCAUGUCAUUGAUCUGGUUACCUUGACAGAAGUUGGCAAAAUGUUACGAUCACAUAGAGCAUACACACCAAAUGAAGAGUGUUUCUUCAUAUUUCUGGAUGUGACGCAUCAAUAUGUUGCCAGUGGGGCAGAGGACAAGCAUGGGUAUCUGUGGGACCGGCAUUAUGGUAUCAGUUUGGGGAAGUACCCUCAUCGUGAUGUUGUCAACUGUGUUGCCUUCAGUCCUCAAGACACCGAGCUACUUGUAACUGCAAGUGAUGAUUAUACCUUGAAAAUUGCUGUAGACUGUGAUGAAGAUGAAGGGGAUCCAUGUGGAAAGAUCACAAAACAAAGGAGGGUAAUUCACAAUUUUCAACCAGUUAUUUGGGAGGGUGGAACAGAUGGAGGCUGUGAUGGCGGAGAGACUAAGAAGUUAUCCCACAUGAAAGCAAUUGGACUGCCUGCUGGCAGAGAAAGUCUGCUGCCACCUGGACUCAACCCCAACCUCAUGUUUAGGGCUGCUAACAGCUAUGAGGCCCCACCAGAAACCCUGGACUGUGGGAGGAUAGAGCUGGCAGAUGAUUGUCUGACCAUCUUAUCUGUACAGUUUCCUUCAAGUCUGAGAAUUAGGAAAUUGAGGGCCAUGAAAUUAGAGGCUCAAGAGAAAUACACAGAAGCACUGGAGCUGUACAAUACCAUUAUUGAACAAGAUGAUACAAAUUCCUCAGCUCGGAAAAGAAAAGUAGCAGUAUUGAAAGCUCAAGGCAAGAAUACAGACGCCAUCAGAGAAUUGACUGAAUAUCUAAAGAAGUUUAUGGGUGAUCAAGAGGCUUGGAUGGAGCUUUGUGAACUGUACCUGAAGGAAUUUGAUUAUGGAAAAGCUGCAUUCUGCAUGGAAGAACUCCUCCUUCACAGUCCACAUAAUCAUCUUUAUCAUCAGAAAUAUGCUGACAUCAGGUACACAAUGGGAGGAGUUGACAAUUUAGAGAUGGCUAGAGCCUACUACUCUCAGGCUCUGAAGUUACAUAAGGAGAGUCUGAGGGCAUUGUAUGGCCUUAUGCUCACUUGCUCUCAAAUAGCUCAUUCAACAAAAGUUCCAAGUGCCAAGAAGAAGGAAUGUGCAAAAUUGGCUGGUUGGGCUAGAGACCAGAUUCAGCAUAUCCAUGGACAAACAGUGUCAAAGUCAACAGAUGUCUCUGCUGAGCAAGUGUCCAAUCCUACACCCACAUUAGAAGCAUUGAUGAGUUCUCUUUCAGUCACAAGAGCAAUGAUGUUGGUGUCAGAUGUGAACUCUGAAGGUCUGCAAAAAGUAGGAAAUUUUUCUCUUACUUUGGCCACAUUUGUGGAUGAUCACAUCCCUGUGAAAAUUUACAAGAGUGAGAAGACUGGCUUGAGUGUUGCUUUAAGCCAGGCUGAGAGUCCUCUCGUUAAGGGAUUUCUGUCUGUUGUCACUGAAGCAUCAGAUGAUGAUGGCCUUCCACACACUCUGGAACACCUAACUUUCCUUGGUAGCAAGAAAUAUCCAUACAAAGGUUUACUGGACCUGCUGGCUAAUAGGUGCUUGGCAUCAGGGACAAAUGCUUGGACAGAAGUUGAUCAUACUGCUUACACCUAUGCUACAGCUGGAUCAGAGGGCUUCAUAAACCUUUUACCAAUCUACCUGGAUCAUUUGUUUGAUCCUUCUUUGACG
Messenger RNA from Darwinula stevensoni, 3186 nucleotides. Lineage: Eukaryota; Metazoa; Arthropoda; Ostracoda; Podocopida; Darwinulidae. The record is from the annotation of a GenBank genome assembly.